UAUGGAUGAGAAUUUCUGUUUUAUGGAUAGAUACUCUCCUUACGAUAAAACAGUUUUUCUGAUAUUUUGUACUGCGUAUAUUUUACAAAAAGCCAUGGUGAACGUUCGUCGUGCUAACUUCAAAAGCUUCUGGGAUAAAUAUUCCGACAAGCCAGACACCAACUCGAUGAUGUUGAACCAUUCUGCGGAAGAAUUGGAGUCAAGUGAUCGUGCUGAUAUCUUGGCCAGUCUUCCACUUUUGCACAACAAAGACGUCGUUGAUAUUGGAGCUGGAAUCGGGCGAUUCACCACCGUUCUUGCCGAAACUGCUCGCUGGGUCUUGUCCACCGACUUCAUCGACAGCUUCAUCAAGAAGAACCAGGAACGUAAUGCUCAUCUUGGGAACAUCAACUAUCAAGUCGGAGACGCUGUUGGACUUAAAAUGGAGUCAAACAGUGUUGACUUGGUGUUCACUAACUGGCUCAUGAUGUACCUUUCCGAUGAGGAAACCGUUGAGUUCAUUUUCAACUGCAUGAGAUGGCUCAGAUCACAUGGAAUUGUUCAUCUCCGUGAGAGUUGUUCCGAGCCAAGCACAGGAAGAUCAAAAGCAAAAUCAAUGCAUGACACUGCAAAUGCCAACCCAACUCACUACAGAUUCUCUUCUCUCUACAUUAAUCUUCUCCGUGCCAUUCGCUACCGUGACGUCGACAACAAACUCUGGCGCUUCAAUGUUCAAUGGUCUUGCUCCGUUCCAACUUACAUCAAGAGAUCCAACAACUGGCGUCAAGUCCACUGGCUCGCCGAGAAGGUUCCAGCCGAGGAUGGAGCUAAGGGAACAUCAUUCAACGAGUUGGUUGAGUUGAUCAAGAACACAUGGCAAAAUGAGCAAGAGGCUUGGGAUGCAAAGUUGGAUGAUGAGAAAUACGUAUGGACGGAUAAGGUGUUCUCAUCUGCUCUUACAUCUCUCCCAUCCAACUCGACAUUCUUCCUCUACACUCCACGUACCGUUUCCCCAUACUGCCACAUCAAUGCUCACACUCUUGCGGAAACAUUCAAUGCCAAUGUCUGGAACACUGAAAUCAUUCCAGAAUACUACCGCACAUCACUCACAAAAUCAAACAACUUGAAGGAUCAGAGAGUUCGUUUUGGAUGGAAUCAAUCUCUGACCGACUCUGUCACCUAUUGGCAACAGAAGGAUGCUCUUUUCGAUGUCUUCGUUGCCACUGAAUUCUUGAGCACUGUUGAUGAUGAAACCAUUCGCCAACUUCCAAAUGUUAUGAGCGACGGAGCCAAGUUUAUCACGUUGGAGCCAGUUGAUGAAGUGAAUGAGGCUGAGAUGAAGCAACGCAUUCAAGAAUUGGGAUACACACUGAAGUCCUUCACAGAUGUCACUGAUCAGUGCAUUGAAGCUCAGGAACAAUACUUCAAGGAUCACGAACAACUGAGAGAUGAGAAAGUUAUUCGUAAGAACUGGGUACUUCUUGAGUUGACUCAUUAGAUUGUGAAUAUAUCUUAUUCUCCACUGGAUGGAACUGUACACGUAUUUUUCUUUAUUUCAAUUUCAUUUCUUAUCACUUUUUUUGUUUCCUGAAAUUGUAAUAUUACUUUUUUCAAUAUUGAUAUGUUUUCUCAUAAAAUUUCUAAUUUCCCUCUUUUACAUCACUUUUCCCAUUGUCGUGCUCUCUGAUGUGCCCAUUUUUCUUGUUCCGUUUUUUCUUUGCUGUUUUUUGUGUGUGUGAAUAAAGCUACUAGCGUCAAUUUUUUUCCCUAUUCUUCCUCGUUCCACAAUUUAAAUAUUAUUGUUCCUCGUAGAUAUGUUGAUCUCUAAUAUAUAUUU
Molecule: messenger RNA, 1816 nt
Organism: Caenorhabditis elegans
Lineage: Eukaryota; Metazoa; Nematoda; Chromadorea; Rhabditida; Rhabditidae
Gene: pmt-1
Product: Phosphoethanolamine N-methyltransferase 1
Exons: 5
Coding region: 23-1477 (484 amino acids)
Molecular function (GO): phosphoethanolamine N-methyltransferase activity
Source: RefSeq, marked reviewed